AUGUGGGCUGUAUUGGCACUUGCCCGUCUCGACGAGAAGAUACCUUCAGAUUUCGAAAGUAUUCAUGCCUUUAGGCUUCGCAAUGCAAUCGACGACGCUAUUCGAGCUUUCUGUGAUGACUGCAUGGAAGCAACAUGGUCUACACUGUAUAGUGAUCGAGCAUGGCAAAUCGUAAGUACACUCAGGCGUACUGCUGCUGAUUACCACAGACACACUGAAGACGUUCAAAAUCCUGAGGUGGAAUGUGGAUACCUGAUUGAGCUGUUCAAUGUGUUCUCCAUGCACGUACACCAGCAAGAAGAUAGGGACUUUACUGAAGCCUACGGUGCUUUAGGUAUGGUGGCUGCUAUGGCGAUCAAGAUGGGAAGCAUCCUUGGACAACGAAUCUCAGACAUGUUCGACAUGUUUAACAAUAUUUCUGCUGAUGAAAACGUACCCAACGAUACUAUUGCCAUUCGUACGAAUCAGCAAAUCGAUCUCCUAUGUGCAACCAUCGAGCAGUUUGUACGCGAGCAGUUUGGAACGAACGGCGCCUACACCCCGGUAUCGGAAGCGCGAGACAUCGUGGGUCAGUCAUUCGUUCGUCUAAUCCAUGAGCCUCUGCGACAACACGUCGAAAGCGCCUUCAAGAUGCUAAUAAAUGACUUGGCGUUUUGCAGCAGUCAUACUGUGAACAAGUAUCAACCUGAUAUCAAAGAGAGGGUUGCUAUGUUCUAUGAAUCCCUCAGCAGAUUUUUCUCAUAUUGUUCGCCGCUGCUGAGCGCCUUCUUCCUUCCAGAGAUUUCAGACGACGAAAACGAGCUCGACGAGGACGAAGACGAGGACGAAAACUAUCAAGAACACAUACCCGAACAUGUGGCGAACCAUGACUUCAGCCGGUACGACGAUUUCGAUUGGCAUAGACGCGAGUUUGAAGUUUUUGAUGUUCAAGAUGUACUUCGUGGUCCGGAACACGCAGACAUGGAUGGUGUCUCUAUAGCACUCAGCUCAACCGACUCAUCCUGCCCUCUCUGCGCCGACGCAGAUACCGAGAUGCGGAAGUUAAAUGUUUGCAGCCAUGCGAUAUGCGCUAUAUGUUUGGACGCACAGCUUAGAGUUCAGCAUGAGUGUAGGUACAAGUGCGCAAUAUGCCGAGCAGAGUUCUUCCCUAACUGA
Molecule: messenger RNA, 1155 nt
Organism: Alternaria postmessia
Lineage: Eukaryota; Fungi; Ascomycota; Dothideomycetes; Pleosporales; Pleosporaceae
Exons: 1
Coding region: 1-1155 (384 amino acids)
Source: RefSeq, a predicted model, not a curated record